CUCUCUCACCUCUACUGCCUGCCUGCCUGCACAGGCAGGCGCAAUGAGAGUAAGGGAGAAAAAACAUUUAAUUUGAAUUUUCUGACUCUCUUACUCUUAUGUGUUACCAUGACGACCUGCAGGCAGGCAGGCAGGCAGUAGAGCUGUGCGAGCGCCUUGAGUUGACAUCGUUGACAUCUGGUUUGCAACCCUGUUGUUUACUAUAUCUUGCUCCAAACGUGCAACAUAUUAUUUUUGAUUUAUAUUUACAUUUCUGUCAUAAAAAGAGAUUAAUAAUAAUUUACAAUGUUAACAUAAAUAAUUACUGUACUUAUUGGAAAUGUGGAUAGUUUAGUGUAUUUCCCAAGUGAUCAACGUUCUUCUGAAUAAUUCAAUACUCUUUGCAGCUAACCUCAAAUUUCGUUUAUAUUUAACUUUUUAUUUAUUGUUAAAUUGUUAAAACACCAACAAAAUGUCUGAACGAAAAGUUUUAAACAAAUAUUAUCCACCGGACUUUGAUCCAUCAAAGAUCCCUCGCAUGAAAUUGGCUCGCAAUCGACAAUAUACAGUUCGAUUAAUGGCGCCAUUCAAUAUGCGAUGCAAAACAUGCGGUGAAUAUAUAUACAAGGGUAAAAAAUUUAAUGCACGAAAAGAAGAUGUCGAGGGCGAGGAUUAUUUGGGAAUAAGAAUUUAUCGUUUCUACAUAAAAUGUACACGUUGCCUGCAGGAGAUUUCCUUUAAAACAGAUCCAAGAAAUACGGAUUAUGAAAUAGAGGCGGGAGCGUCGAGAAAUUUUAUGGCAUUAAAAUUGGCCGAGGAACAGGCGCAAAGAGAAGAGGACGAGGAACGUGAAGAGGAGGCGACAAAUCCAAUGAAACUACUCGAGAAACGAACACAACAAUCAAAACACGAAUUAGAAGUUCUCGAAUCAUUGGAGGAACUCAAGGAUUUAAAUCGUCGACAGCAGACAAUUGAUUAUGAGCAAAUGCUGGGACAAUAUGAUACAAAAGCAGAUAAUUUGAAGACAGAGAAAGAACAGGAGGAACUCGACGAGGAAUAUGUGCAAUCUGUUUUUAAGAAGAAGCAAAAUGUCACUGUUGUCGAGGAGGAAAUUGUCGAUUUAGAGGAGAAUUACGAACCGCCGGGGAAAUUAUUUAAAAACGACAGUGAUGCGUCCACGUCGAAUGUUGGGAGGAAUUUAGAAAAAAAGGGAUCUUUAAGUAAAGUGAAUUUAUCAACGCUCGUGAAGAGAAAAGUUGAUCUCGUGAAGGUCACAAAUAUAACGAAAAAUGAUGAUAACAAAGAAGAGAGGAAAUCAGUUGUUGAAGAUGCACCAAAACCAAGCGGACUUUCAUUAUUAGGUGCCUAUUCGGGUAGUGAAGAUGAUAGCAAUUGAUUUUAUUAAACAUCUCUGCAAUCUGUUGAAAAACUGUACAUAAACAUGUAUUAUACGUUUUUAUUUAUCGAAAACGUACCUGAAAUAUUUGUAAAUACAAAAUUGAAUUUGAA
Molecule: messenger RNA, 1488 nt
Organism: Leptopilina heterotoma
Lineage: Eukaryota; Metazoa; Arthropoda; Insecta; Hymenoptera; Figitidae
Product: splicing factor YJU2
Exons: 2
Coding region: 452-1375 (307 amino acids)
Biological process (GO): mRNA splicing, via spliceosome
Cellular component (GO): U2-type catalytic step 1 spliceosome
Source: RefSeq, a predicted model, not a curated record